Molecule: messenger RNA, 4265 nt
Organism: Melozone crissalis (California towhee)
Lineage: Eukaryota; Metazoa; Chordata; Aves; Passeriformes; Passerellidae
Gene: TACC2
Product: transforming acidic coiled-coil containing protein 2
Exons: 17
Coding region: 676-3771 (1031 amino acids)
Biological process (GO): mitotic spindle organization; cerebral cortex development; cell population proliferation
Cellular component (GO): cytoplasm
Source: RefSeq, a predicted model, not a curated record
UUUUUUCCCCGCAAGAGGGAUGAGCUGGUGUGUGAAAGGAGCAGAAAUCAGCCGUUCUGCUCGUGGCUGCUCCGUGCCAGGGUCCCGAUGAGCGCGGCUGCUCGGGCUGGGGGGAGAUGUGUGCGCGGCGCCCGGCGCACACGGGCAUUUGCAUUUCAAAUCGGCUGAGUCAACACAAUGUAAUGGUCCUGCCUGCAGGUCCUUAGAGAGCCACAGUAGCUGACAAUGUGUGCUUAAAGGGAGGGUCUGCUUUUCUUCGUCUUCUUUUUUUUUUUUUUAAUUUUUUUUUUUUUUUAAGCCGGUUUCCAUAGCCAAUAGUACCGUUCCAGGCGCCUGCACCGGAGCUGUUUAGCAGAUGAUUACCCCGUCACGGCGGCCGCGAUUUUGUUUUAUUUUAUAAACACCGUUCAUCUGGACGGGAAAAAAAGAAACCAAAAAACCAAAACAAACCCCAAAACCGAACAACAACCCGCCGCCAAAACUGGCAACGCUUCAGAGAGGAGAAGCUGCCGAAGUGUUCGUGCCUGUGCUGCCACUGAUGCGAGCAGCUGUUCCCAUCUGCAGUGCAGCACCGCAGCCUCCACAGAGCCGGAGCUGCCGGGGCUGCUCGCCGGGGGGAUUCCGCAGGAAGCCGGCCUUGCUGUCGCCUAGCCCCGAGCCCAGGGCACGCUGAGGAUGGGAGGCUCGCAGUCCCUGCAGCAGGCACAGCCAGGUGGCCUGGUCCGGGAGCCGUCUGAGGCCAUGAGCUCUGACUCUGAAGAAGCAUUUGAGACCCCGGAGUCCACUACACCUGUCAAGGCACCACCUUCACCUCCACAGCCUCCCCCUGAAGCAGCAGCAGCAGCAGAAGUGGUUGCAGACGUAGCAGAGCAAGAAAUAAAACCUCAGCUGCCUGUGGAAGAUACAGGGCUGUGUGCAGAAGCUGAGCCCGUAACCGAUGUGUCACACAGCGAGCCAGUUCAGGAGAGCCCCUUCCGUCCCCCCUGCCACUCCUUCUCCACUGUCUUCGACGAGGACAAGCCCAUAGCCAGCAGCGGAACCUACAACUUGGAUUUUGAUAACAUUGAGCUGGUUGAUUCUCUCCAUGCCUUAGGACCGAGCUCUGCAGAGCCCAAGAAUCGUGACCCCAAAGCAAAUGUCCGGAGAAAAUCCACGGAUUCAGUCCCGGUGUCCAAAUCCACAUUGUCUCGGUCCCUCAGCCUGCAGGCCAGUGAUUUUGAUGGAGCAUCUUUCCUUGGCAACUGUGAGACGUUAGCACCCUCAGCAGAUGCCUACGGUACUGGUUCCAGCAGUGCUUCCAGUACCCUCAAGAGAACAAAAAAACCCAGACCAGCUUCCUUAAAAAAGAAGCAGUCAGCCAAAAAACCUCUGGAUGCUCCACUGGUGAAGGAAACCCCACAAGAACCUCCCGAGCUUGGCCAAGCAGCUUGUGAGGACAAAGCACCUGAGGCGAAGGCUGACUCAGCAAAGCCUGAAUGUACUGAACCUUCCAAAGUCUCUGCUGAGAAAGAGGAGGCCCCGUCUGUGCCUGAAGGGUCCGAGCCCUCGGAUCUGCACCGUUUGGAAGGGAUUGGUGCAUUCGGCUCCGGGGGCAGCAAGGUGCAGAACUCCCCCCCUGGCAGCAGGAAAACGCUGCCUCCAACCACGGCCCCCGAGGCUGUGGAGGUGACUCCACCAGACACCGGGGGACAGGAGGACCCUCCCGUCAAAGCAGUGAGGCUGGAGUUUGACUAUUCCGAGGAGAAAGGGGGGAGUGAAGAGCAGCAGGAGAGCGCUCCUCCUCCCAAAAAAGCAGGGAAAAAGCCUGGUGCUAAAAUGCCGCUCCGGAGGCCAAAGACUAAAAAGCCGGUGGAGAAGCUUGACAAUGCUCCGACCACCCCAACCAAGUCGCCCACUGAUCCAAACGAAAUCCCCAUCACUAAAGGCUCUUACACUUUUGAUAUCGACAAGUGGGACGAUCCCAAUUUUAACCCCUUCUCAUCCAGUUCAAAAAUGCAGGAAUCUCCCAAACUGCCUCAACAAACGUACAGCUUUGAGCCGGACAUGUGUGAGGACUCCAUUGAUCCUUUCAAGACUUCUUCUAAGAUUGCCAGCUCGCCUUCCAAAUCUCCAGCUUCCUUUGAGAUACCAGCCAGUGCCAACGAAACAAACGGGACAGAAGGAGACAGCCUGAACAAACCUGCCAAGAAGAAGAAGACGCCAUUAAAAACUGAUACAUUUAGGGUGAAAAAAUCACCAAAAAGAUCUCCACUAUCUGAUCCUCCUUCUCAGGAUCCCACUCCACUGCCAACUCCAGAAACACCUCCUGUCAUCUCCACGGUGGUUCACGCCACGGAUGAGGAGAAGCUGGCGUCCUCUGUGACGGGGCAGAAAUGGACCUGCAUGACUGUGGACCUGAACACGGACAAGCAGGACUACCCUCAGCCCUCUGACCUGUCCACCUUUGUCAAUGAGACCAAGUUCAGCUCUCCCACAGAGGAAUUGGAAUAUGGCAACUCAUAUGAAAUAGAAUAUAUGGAGAAAAUAGGCUCCUCUGUGCCUCAGGAUGACAGCACCCAGAAGAAGCAGUCCUUGUACCUAAUGUUUGAUGCCCAGCAGGAGAGCCCAGUGAAAUCACCUCCCCUCAGAUUGUCUGACUCCACAACUCCCUGCUCAGGGUCGAGUUUUGAAGACCCCGAAGCCCAGCAGUCCUCGGGCAUGAAAAUCCCACACCCAGCGUCCCGAGUCCUCGCUGCCAGCCAGGAGGCACAUCUACAGUCCCCUGACAAGGCCAAGCAGAAGGACCUGGAGCCCAUGACUCUGGGAACAACUCCAGAGACCAUUGAAAUCGCUUCUCCUGAAGACUCCUUUGUCUCUGCUGAUGCUCUUCUCAAUAGGAUAUCUAAGAAAGCCUCAUUAUGUGAUCAGCCUGAAUAUCUAGAUCCUGACCUGGCAGAAAAGAACCCCCCAGUAUUUGCUCAGAAACUUCAGGAGGAGCUAGAGUUUGCUGCCAUGAGGAUAGAAGCUCUGAAGUUAGCCAGGCAGAUUGCCCUGUCCUCCCUGCGCUCCAAGAGAGAACCUGCUGUCCCAGCAGAUGUUUCCAUCUCCAAAAGUGCUCUGUACUCCCGCAUCGGUGCCUCAGAUGCAGAAAGCACCACGGCUCUGCUCUACCCCCAGCAGGACCUGGACUCUGCACUACGACUGGCCAGGGCAGAGAUUGUGGCCAAGGACAGGGAAGUAUCUGAGUGGAAAGAGAAAUAUGAAGAAAGCAGAAGGGAAGUGAUGGAAAUGAGAAAAAUAGUUUCGGAAUACGAGAAGACGAUUGCUCAGAUGAUAGAGGAUGAACAGAGAGAGAAAUCUGUCUCCCACCACACUGUUCAGCAGCUCAUAGUGGAGAAGGAGCAAGCUCUGGCCGAUCUGAACUCAGUGGAGAAAUCCCUGGCAGAUCUUUUCAGGAGAUACGAGAAGAUGAAGGAGGUCCUGGAGGGGUUUCGGAAGAAUGAAGAAGUGUUGAAGAAAUGUGCGCAGGAAUAUUUGUCACGAGUGAAGAAGGAGGAGCAGAGGUACCAGGCACUCAAAAUUCAUGCUGAGGAAAAACUGGACAGAGCCAAUGCUGAAAUUGCACAAGUGAGAGGCAAGGCCCAGCAGGAGCAGGCAGCGUACCAGGCCAGCCUUCGCAAGGAGCAGCUCAAAGUGGAUGCCUUGGAGAGAACACUGGAACAAAAGAAUAAAGAGAUAGAAGAAUUAACAAAGAUUUGUGAUGAACUGAUUGCCAAAAUGGGGAAAAGCUAACUUUUAACCAAAUUUCUGGACUUCAAUACUGAGUGCAAUAUGACCAUUGGCACACUGAUGUCCAUACAUUUAUGUGGACAGGUUAUAUUUUCACUUUUUCGUAUGCACUACUGUAUUUUCUUUCUAAAUAAAGUUGAUUUAAUUGUAUGCAGUACUAAGAUGACUAUCAGAAUUUCUUGCUAUUGUUUGCAUUUUCAUAGUAUAAUUCAUAGCAAGUUGAUCUCAAAGUUCCUGUAUCAGGGAGAUUGUCAAGUUCUCUAAGAAAAUACAAAUUGCUGAUCCUAGCCUUCCCUUUGUACAUGAGUUCCCAUGUUGGAUGUCUUUUGGAUUUAAUAUAAACAUGUAUUACUUGCAUGGGGACUCUUGCCUUAAGGAAUGUAAACUUUAUCUGCAUUUGCUGAUUUGUAAAAUAAAAUCUAAAAAAAAAAAAAAAGAAGGAAAGAAAAUGCAUGUCACAAAUGAAAUUCUCUAUUGUAAAUAAAUUUUUUCGUUGA